Colletotrichum karsti is the source of this 1392-nucleotide messenger RNA. Its product is annotated as glycosyl hydrolase family 28. Lineage: Eukaryota; Fungi; Ascomycota; Sordariomycetes; Glomerellales; Glomerellaceae. Gene Ontology annotation, biological process: carbohydrate metabolic process. The transcript is spliced from 13 exons. Gene Ontology annotation, molecular function: polygalacturonase activity. Bases 1 to 1392 code for a protein of 463 amino acids. The record is from RefSeq and is a predicted model, not a curated record.
AUGCGUCUUUCACGAUCAUUCGCCCUGCUGGCCGCCGUCACCGGCGUGCUGUCGUACGCGGUGGAGCUGCCUGCCGGCGUUCCGAGAUCUCUCUCGGAAUUCAGGGACAAGCACCCCUACACGCCCCCUUCGAGUGGGUGUGGACGCAAGACGAUCGAGAUCCGGGCGUCGAGGAACGACACCGACGAUGUGUCUGAGGAGUUCCGCAAGGGUCUUCAGGACGCUAACAACGGUGGCACGUUGUACUUGCCCAAGAACAAGACUUUUGUCAUUGCUAAGGCUCUCGACUUGACCUUCCUCAAUGACGUCCAUGUCAGACUUGAAGGAGAGAUCAAGUUCACCAACGAUGUUGCCUACUGGCAAGAGAACGCGUUCGAGCACCCUUUUCAAAAAUCCAUCAUGUUUUGGAAAUGGGGCGGAAAAGACAUCAAGAUCUACGGUGAUGGUGUUAUCAACGGUCAAGGCCAACGAUGGUGGAACGAGUUCAAUGCUGGUAUCGGAUCAAUCUUGAACCCUGACAACAAGUACCUCCGUCCCAUUCUCUUCUACGUGGAGAACACCACGAACUUGGAGGUCCAGGGCAUUCACAUGAAGGAUUCUCCCUGCUGGACGAACUUCAUCGUCGGAUCCAGCAACAUCCAGUACAAGGACGUCAUCGCCACCGCCAUCACGAACAACGGCAGCAUCAUCCCCAAGAACACCGACUUCUUCGACUCGUUGGACGUGCAGGAUGUUAGCAUCGAGCGCGUCUGGGUCAACAUCGACGACGACUGCUUCUCUCCCAAAUCCAACAACACCAAUCUUUACGUCAACACCAUGUACUGCAAUGGUACUCACGGUCAGUCCAUCGGCUCGCUUGGUCAAUAUGCCGGUGAAAUGUCGUUCGUCAAGGACGUCCACAUUGAGAAUGUGUGGAUGUUGAACGGAGACUACUCUGGUGCUCGAAUCAAGACUUGGGCCGGCCCUAACGUGGGGUAUGGAUACGUCGAGAACAUCACAUACAAGAACUUCUGGCUGGCGAGAAUGGACUACGGCAUCAUCCUCGAUUCAUGCUACUUCAACAUCAACGAGACGACCUGCGAGCAGUACCCCUCGGGAAUGAACGUCUCAAACGUCCUGUUCGAAAACUUCUCGGGCUACACGAGCGGCGUCUACGGUAACGCCGUCGCCAAGCUCACUUGCUCGACGAACCCAGACGCGGUCUGCCACAACAUCAAGGUCAAGAACUUCAAUGUUACCAGCCCCUGCGGUGGUGACCCUGUCAUCAUCUGCGACGGAGUCGACGGGGGCAUCGAUACCCCGUGCGUCAGCAUCGACAGCGACGAGGCGAAGGCCGCGCUCGCGGCGAAGUGCCAGACGCCUCUUGCCCCUAUCGAUACCAAGCCUUGGUGA